CCUAGGAUCCCUGGGCCAGACAAGUCCUGCUUCAAAGUCCAUUAGAGUUGGGGCCAUCUGCUCUCAAUGUUUGUGGUGCUCCUCUUUAACAGCUUACUCACUCCUUUCUCCCUAUUCAGCUUUCCUUGAUUUCAUGUUCUCCUCUUUUUUCAAGGGUUUAGUCUCUUGCUGCUCUCCUUGCUCCUGGACAAUGCUGUCAUCUGGGGGUUCUCAUGGCCCCGAGGGCAACCUCCCCAUGAUUUACUAGACUUGAGGAGUGAAUUCAAGAUCAGCCUGAGGCUUUCCAGAAAGUUGCUGUCAGAGAUCCGGAGUAUUGCCCAUCUUUUUGCAGAUACACACCUGGUUGGGGUGUCCUUGGACUUCCUACCCCUGAGGGAACAAUUUCCCAAUGUCACCAUGACACUCAAGACCUGGCUCCAACUUUCAGACCCAGAUCGACUUUGUUCCCUUUCUAGACUUCUGGACCACUUCCAGGUUCCUCUGAGAGAACUAAAGGGCCAUCAGGGUUGGAAGGGUUCCUUGAGGAAAAGGCUGUGGAUGGCUCAGCUGGACCUUCGGGACCUGCAGUCACAUCUCCAUUUCCAGAUAAAAGUUAAAGGAUACUGUGCUCUGGAGGAUAAGGAAACCCAAGAUCUGGAGAAGAGAGACUUAGAAAGAUUUUCUCUCCCUGUGCACCAAGUCUCUUGGCCACAACUCCUGAGUACUUACCAGCUACUCAGAUCUCUGGAGCUAGUCCUGGGCCGAGCCGUCCGGGAUUUCCUGCUGCUCUCAAAGGGAAUUGCUCACACACACAGUCCCUGACUACUCAAGAAGUACAGUUUUCAACCUAGGGGUGAUGACUCCCUACUACUUACAUCACCUUCCAGGAUUGUAUUCCUUUCUCCCUUAUAUUUGUUUUUCAACCUGAAGCUAAUUUCCCUGCCCUGAGCCAUUUGGGAGGGGGAGAUCCCAGACUUCAACCCAAGUAUCCUUCCUCUGCCAGUAAUAUCAUCUCAGGGGAGGAGAUGUGGCAUAUGCCCCUUUGGUUUUCUCCCUUCUCACCUUCUGAGCCCAUUCCCAUCCCAUAAUUUAAGAGGCCUUCAAGUUCAGUGAAGAUAUUUAUUUGUUAGAUAUUUAUUUUUUCAGGAAAAUAGUGGUUGUAUUUAUUCUUUUUUGGAAAAAAAUUUGAGGAUGGUCUUCCUUCUGCUCCCUGGAGGAACCCAGAGAGUAAGAUCAGAUAUUUCUUGGGGGACCUAAUAAUAAACACCUACAACCCC
This is a messenger RNA of Gracilinanus agilis (Agile Gracile Mouse Opossum), 1256 nucleotides long. RefSeq names its product interleukin 27 (gene IL27). Gene Ontology annotation, molecular function: interleukin-27 receptor binding. Lineage: Eukaryota; Metazoa; Chordata; Mammalia; Didelphimorphia; Didelphidae. Gene Ontology annotation, biological process: regulation of T-helper 1 cell differentiation; regulation of T cell proliferation. The record is from RefSeq and is a predicted model, not a curated record.